Molecule: messenger RNA, 1638 nt
Organism: Phanerochaete carnosa HHB-10118-sp
Lineage: Eukaryota; Fungi; Basidiomycota; Agaricomycetes; Polyporales; Phanerochaetaceae
Exons: 8
Coding region: 87-1508 (473 amino acids)
Biological process (GO): tRNA processing
Molecular function (GO): flavin adenine dinucleotide binding; tRNA dihydrouridine synthase activity
Source: RefSeq, a predicted model, not a curated record
GCUUGACUUGGGCUCGCCCGCAACUCUGCAAGAUUUUCGCCGCUCUCCUACGCGGCUUACGCGUGACUCGUUUGCUGUUCGCAGGAAUGGCUGCACCAGGUCCCUCGACUCACCAGACAAAACUUGAAGGCUAUGAUUUCUUCCGCAAGGUCCUCGGCAGUCCGAAAUAUGUUGUGGCCCCGAUGGUGGACCAAAGCGAACUGGCGUGGAGAAGACUAUCGAGAAAAUAUGGCGCACAGCUUAUAUACACUCCCAUGAUCAACGCAAGGAUGUUUGCCCAAGAUCAGCGGAAAUCAUAUAGGCCGGAAAUGUUUGACCUCGGGAGCGGUGAGGAGGGUGGACUCGGAGAUAGACCUUUAAUCGUCCAAUUCGCCGCCAACGAUCUUGAUUGGCUCUUGAAAGCAGCCAAGAUGGUAGAGGCUCGCUGCGACGCUGUGGAUAUCAACUUGGGCUGUCCUCAGGAUAUCGCAAGGCGCGGGCAUUACGGCUCGUACCUGCAGGAUGAAUGGGAUCUCAUUUAUAAGAUGAUCAAUAACCUACACAAGAACCUUUCAAUCCCUGUCACCGCAAAGUUCCGUGUGUUCCCAACUAUCGAGAAGACAGUCGAGUACGCGAAGAUGCUUGAGAGCGCGGGUGCCCAGAUCCUGACAUGCCACGGUCGUACCCGCGAACAACGGGGUCACAAUACAGGUCUCGCAGACUGGGAAAAGAUCCGCGCAGUCAAGGAGGCCGUCUCUGUUCCUGUCAUUGCUAACGGCAACAUCCUGUUCCACUCCGACAUCGAGGCCUGUCUCGCCGCAACAGGCGCCGAUGCUGUCAUGUCCGCUGAGGGAAACCUCUACAACCCUGUCGUCUUCAUGUCUGCGCCUGCGUCAUCAUCAUCGCUCGCCGACCCUGCACUCCCGUCAACUUGGUGCAUCUCAUCAGACGGCCUGCACCUUCCUCAUACGCACCUUGCGCUCGAGUAUCUGGCUAUUGUGAAAUCGCAGAAGACGCGAACGAAGGGCAGCGCGGUGAAGGGGCAUCUGUUCAAGCUACUUCGGCCUGCCCUUGGUCGCGAGACCGACUUGCGCGACCGUCUGGGACGAAUACAGAUCAAGCGCCUCGGAGACAGUGAGGCGUGGGACCAAUACGAAGCCCUCAUCAAGGAGUUUGACGAGCGGAUGCAGCGGGACGCCAGAGCGGCAGAAGGUCGCCCUGUCGACAAGCUGAUCACCGUGCAUGAAUCAACGGGGCUCAAGAUGAUGCCACAUUGGGUCGCGCAGCCAUAUUUCCGGGCGAUGCCCAAGGUCGUGGAGCAGGCGGAGAAGAAUGAGGAGACUGCAGAGUCCGUCGUCGCUGAGGGUGGCGAGCCUCAGUGUGCAUCAGCAGAUGUUGAUAUACCGCCUUAUGGGAGCGCAGCAGGUAAACGUGCACCCUCUGAACGGACACCAGAGCUAGAUGAGCUUGCGAAGCGUGUCAAGCUUGUACGGGAAGAUGCGGCUGAACCGUUAGCUGCUGCGUCGUAGACUAUGCGUUACGCAUGGAAUCGAUGUUCCACUGUGUGGCCGCUGCGGACAAAUAAUCAGUUGUGUUCCAGGCCAAGGACGCGGAGCGUCCCAGACGUUUAAUGGCGCGCCGGCCAUAACCCGUUUGCGG